This is a messenger RNA of Meleagris gallopavo (turkey), 5492 nucleotides long. It is a transcript of the gene CPEB1, whose product is annotated as cytoplasmic polyadenylation element binding protein 1. The record is from RefSeq and is a predicted model, not a curated record. Gene Ontology annotation, cellular component: cytoplasm; nucleus; neuron projection. Gene Ontology annotation, molecular function: mRNA 3'-UTR binding; translation factor activity, RNA binding; mRNA regulatory element binding translation repressor activity. NCBI's taxonomy places the organism in Eukaryota, Metazoa, Chordata, Aves, Galliformes, Phasianidae. Gene Ontology annotation, biological process: negative regulation of cytoplasmic translation.
AGCAGAUAAGUUGUGGCCCUAUGUAGCUUCCUAAAUUGUUGGUUGCUAUCUGCUUAGGUGCUUGUGGUUACCAAAAUAAGGCAGAUGCCUUCAAAGAGAUGGUUCAUGUGGCACCAAACUUCCCUACUUAAAGUCUUCCAGAUUACAGGGAAGAUGCUUCAUUUUGCAAUUAGUAGGUUUAUGUCUAACAAGAGCUUUCCUAAGCCCCCAGUGAUCCCUGGUUGUACCUGAGAAGUACCAUUGGCUCAUCCUCUAAAAGCUUUCGCUGAAGAUUUGUUUUAGUCCUGUGUGCAAAUCAUAUUUGAGAAGCUUAAUUUUCAUGGAUUCAACUCCUAGCCUUUGAAACUAGAGGGAUAAAAGAUGCUAAAGGGUGCCUCUGCUGUGACCCAUUGGGCUUAGAAAUGCUCACUUUACCUCCUACUUUGCUGGAUUGGAUUUAAAGGGUCAGUCUUGGGCAAUGCUGUUGCACACCAAGAUGUCUUGGAGUGUCAGUGAGCCUUCCUUUCUGCUUUGCAGCCUGGUUGUGUAUGUAUGCCCUACUCUCAAGGGCCUUGUUUGUGGAAACCUCUAUCAGUGCUCUGCUAGAAAUGAGUGGGAGAGCAGGGAGACCUCCAUGUGGCUGCAGCCUGUGCUUAAUGCAGGUGUGCUUAAUCAUUCUGCUUCCACCUCUUCCUCACAUUUCAAGCUCAGUGCCUUGUUUUCUCCAUGCAGGAUUACUUGUAAUUUCCUAAGUAUUUUCCUAUUUCAAAUGCCUGGCUGGUGCAGCCACGCUGCAUACUAGACUGGGGAAAGAAGCCAGGCUAAAACUAACUCCUGGUGGUAUGGCUUUAACUACGUGGGUUCCCUAGCCCAGCUGGGGAACUGUCUAGGCUGGUCUGAAUGGGAAGUGCGAGGCUGGGGGACAGGUGGCUGCAGCUUGUGUAAGCCAGCUAGUGGGGCUGAACCUAAGGGCUGACCUGUGAUGAGAUGCAGCUUGUUAAGAGGUCUUGUGCUAAGAACCCCAGAAUGCUACUGAAACAAAACCCAGCUGGCUUAGGCACAAGCCCAGUGCAGCAAUGCAACUCCCUCUGCCAGCAUGGUUGGGUUCCAAUGGCAGCUCCAUGGAGAAAUCUAGGUUGCAAUGAUUGAGGCUGGCUGCAUGGGCUUGGAAAAGGCUGCAGCAAAGCAUUGGGCUGGGCUGCAUUGAGUUGCAAAGUGAAACUAGUAUUUGGUAGGCAUGUACUUGCAUCUGACUUGAGGUUGUGAUUGGGCUGAAUUUCUGUAGGAAAUGAAUCCCUUCUGCCUCAUGUCCUGCUUGCCAGAAUAUUGUGUGAUGGGGGCUGAUCUUUAAGAUGGUAGAGAACCUGGUGAUGAGAUCCUGCUGACCACAGGGAGGGAGGGUUGCCUGCUCCUGGCAGGGCUGUGGGCUUGAGCAGAGGCUUGUGUGCUGCCAUAAUCACAGGAAUGCUGCAUAUUCAUAUGGGCAAGUUGUGGUUGCUGUGGGAACUGAGUUGUCUAAGCAAUGUGCUUUUGUCCUCUUCUCCUUACAGCUGGGUUGCUAAUGCUUUUAGGGCUUGUCCAAAAGUAAAAACUGUACUAGAGGAACUAAUGCAGUAAAACACCCAGCUGAAGAUGCAGUGUGUGAUACUGUCAGAAAAAUACUCAGUGCUGUUACAGGUACUUGGUUGAAAUGUGACUGAGUUGGUGUUGCAGCUUGUCCUGGUAAUACUAGGAGAGCAGGAGAACCUGUGGAUGCUAUCCUAGUCAACUCCUGUACUGUUUUACCCUGUCACAUCCUGAACGUGGAGCUUGGGCUCCUGAAACCACCUUAGGAUGAAAGUGAGGGCCUCACCUUGGUGCUGGGUGAGUGGAAGAGGACACUGGGGUGUCUGAGAUGGCAUGUGAGGGAUAACAUGAUGGGCUGGAGCUGCACAUCACAGGUUGUGCAUAUGAUGGCACGGUGGGAGGGAAGGGGGCAGGGGGAGGAGGAGACAGCUGCCACCACCAAGGAGCCAGCUUAUAAAUACCCUCUGACUCAGAUUUUUGGAGCAUCGUGUGGUUUCAUCAGCCCCCAGAUCCCACACUAAGCUGGAAUUUGCAGGCUAUGAACCUGCUGUGUUUCCUUAGGCUGUUGGCACAGGCUUAAACUGAGGCAGGAGCCUGCUGUCUCCAGUACUGUAGGCUUGUGCAGGGAGGGGAGGGAUGGGGGAGAGCAGCGGGUGGAAGGGAAAUAGGCUGUGGAAAAUCCCAUUGGGAAGUGGGAUUGGUGUGCUGCACUCAUACAGACUGGAGUGGGAUAAUGUGCUUCCCUCUCAGUAGUUUGGGGGGGGUGAGAGGGGGUUUGAAGGUUAUCCUUGUUACUCAGUGGUAAACAAUGCAGAGUCAGGGUGACAGAGUGGCUGAGCUGAACAGAUGAUGCUAGCAGAAUUGUGAAGCUUUGCGUUGGGCUCUGAAUUGGAGCCAGCAGCUGGAGGCUGUCCAGGACUAAAGUGUUUUUUGGGUUUGUGGGUGGAAGGGAGGCGGGGACGGGAGAGCUGGGUAGCACUCAAACUAACUGUCUGCUUUGUCGUUGCUGGGGGGAUUGCUGUCUGCUGUGCUGUGAAGCUCUGCUUUGUGCUGCCUGGCUUACCGGAGCUGUGCCCUUUCCCUCCUGCCUGCUGCCUUCUCUUUUGGGGGAAUCCAUCCUUUCUUCUUACCUCUAUCUUGUAAGAGCUGAUGCGGUUCUGUUGCAUGGCUGAGUGACGUCACUGUCAGCACAACUUCCAGGACUCUGACGAAGCAGUGGCGAGCAGGAUGCUUUUCCCCACAUCCACGCAAGAGUCUUCCCGUGGCCUCCCUGACACCAACGACCUGUGCCUUGGCCUGCAGUCCCUUAAUCUUACGGGGUGGGACAGACCUUGGAGCACCCAGGACUCUGAUGCUGCAGCACAAACUAGCCCACAAUCUGUUCUCAGCAUGCUGAGUAGCCCUCUGGGGAACGUCCUGGGGAAGCCCCCACUGGGUUUCCUGCCCCUAGACCCCAUCGGCUCAGACAUAUCAGAAAAGUUUUCUGCGCCGGCACUGAGGAAUUCCCGCCUGGAUUCCCGCUCCCUCCUGGACUCGCGUUCCAGCAGCCCUUCUGACUCAGACACCAGUGGGUUCAGCUCGGGCUCUGACCACCUCUCAGACUUGAUUUCGAGCCUUCGCAUCUCCCCACCUCUGCCCUUCCUGCCCCUCAGUGGGGUGUCAAGAGACCCCCUUAAGAUGGGAGUGGGAUCACGGAUGGAUCAAGAUCAAGCUGCCUUGGCUGCAGUCACUUCCCCUCCAGCCAGUGCAUCAAAAAGAUGGCCUGGAGCUUCUGCGUGGCCUUCUUGGGAUCUCCUGGACUCUCCAGAAGAUCCCUUCAGUAUUGAAAGAGAAGCCAGGCUGCACAGACAAGCAGCAGCUGUGAAUGAAGCGACCUGCACCUGGAGUGGGCAGCUGCCCCCAAGAAACUACAAGAACCCUGUCUACUCCUGCAAAGUGUUCCUAGGGGGGGUCCCGUGGGACAUCACAGAAGUUGGACUGAUCAACACCUUCCGUGCGUUUGGCUCACUGAGUGUGCAGUGGCCUGGUAAGGAUGGCAAACACCCACGCUGCCCUCCCAAAGGUAAUAUGCCUAAAGGAUAUGUUUACCUGGUCUUUGAAUCAGAGAAGUCUGUGCGUGCUCUGCUGCAGGCGUGCUCACAGGAUCUGCUGAGCCCCGAUGGGCUCAGUGAGUACUAUUUCAAGAUGUCCAGCCGCAGGAUGCGCUGCAAAGAGGUGCAGGUGAUCCCAUGGGUGCUGGCAGACAGUAACUUUGUGCGCAGUCCCUCCCAGCGGCUGGAUCCCAGCAAAACGGUGUUUGUUGGGGCUCUGCAUGGGAUGCUGAAUGCAGAGGCCCUGGCAGCUGUCAUGUGUGACCUGUUUGGAGGGGUGAUCUAUGCUGGCAUCGACACGGACAAGCACAAGUACCCCAUUGGGUCUGGCCGUGUCACCUUCAACAAUCAGCGCAGCUACCUGAAGGCAGUGACUGCUGCGUUUGUAGAAAUCAAAACGACCAAGUUUACUAAAAAGGUUCAGAUCGACCCAUACCUGGAAGACUCCAUGUGCCAAGUCUGCAGUGCUCAGCCUGGCCCUUUCUUCUGCAGGGACCAGAUCUGCUUCAAGUACUUCUGCCGCUCCUGCUGGCACUGGCAACACUCCAUGGAGGUCCUGCGUCACCACCGCCCGCUGAUGCGCAACCAGAAGAACGGGGACUCCAGCUAAAGCGGCUGUCGGGGUGCGGGCGCGGGGGAAAGUCCUUUUGUUAACCUGCCAAGUGGAGAGCGCAUGAGCGUGCCUGCUGGUGCCAGACCCAGGCUGGGAACGCGCUUCCUGAGGACUAAUGGGAAAAUCUUACAUUCACGUUUGCACUUGCUGGUCUUUUUGUUUCUGCACUAAUGCACAGUGAAUUUUGUCGGGUUUUGUUUGGGGUUUUUGAGGGGGGGGAGUGCCCCCUCAAGCGAUUCUGCAGUUCCCAGACUUUGGUUCCUAGUUUGACGAGAAGCAAAAAGGGCCACGUGUUGAGAAGGUGUUUAUGCAGAUGCCUUCACCUAGGUUUUUUAUUUAUUAAAGGCGCUUUUUUACAUUCCUUGCAAUACUGAUGGUAAUAAUGCAGGUCUCAUUGGCUCCAUUUUUUUGCAGUUGCCAUACAGUGCCUUUCCAUUCAUUUAACCCCCAUCUGAACGGCAUAAACUGAAUGUUCAGCUGGCGUUUUUUACUGUAACAACAAGGAGACUUUGCUCUUCAUUUAAACCAAAUCAUAUUUCAUAUUUUACGCUCAAGGGUUUUUACCAGUUCCUUUUUACACUCUUAAACAGUUUUUAAGUCGUUUGAAAUGAGAGAUUUUUCUUUCCUGGCAGCUUUUAACAUUAUUGCAAUUUGUGUCUGGGGGCUGCUGGUGGGAAGUUGUAAAUCGAGGCGUUUGCAACAGAAACAGGACAGGAUUUCUGGAUUUGAAACUGGACCGGAUAAAUGAUCUCUGAGCUGCUGUAUAUAGUUUUAAAUAGUUUGUUGCACUUAAGGGGGGUUGAUAGAGGUUUUUAAUCACAAAGUCACAGGACUUACUUUCCUUUUGUAACUAGCUAAAAAAGGGCUGCGUUUCGGUGGAUGGAUGGAGGUUCAUAGGAGCCCUUUCUCUUAGAGGGGACAAGUACUCUUCCUUUUGUUUCAGAAAUGUAUGAAGUAAUGGUGCAGUCGACUGAAAUGCUGCUGGGAUUUGAGAUUUUUUUUUUACUUUCCCCUCUAUCAGAAGCUGUGUGCCAAAGAACCAGUGUCAUAAUUUCUCCCUCUCCUGCUGAGCUGAUGUUGCAUUGUUGCAUAUCCCAGCUGCUCUUUGUGGGGUUUUCGUGAAGCUGUGUGUGAAGUCUCUACCUCAUUGUAGUAUAUGCAGGCAAGACUGCACUCUCCUACAGACGCGUGGAGUAAGCUGUGGUGUACUUUUUGGCACAUAAUAAACACGUUGCAGCAAAAAA